UUAUUUCUUAAGGUUGGCAGUAAAUGUCAAAACAGAACCUGCCGAGCUGAGUGUGAAAAAUUCAUUAUAAAUGGCAGCAAUUGAGAAAGUAAAAGUAGUUGUUCUUGGCGAUUCAGGUGUUGGCAAAACAUCGCUGACUUACUUGAUAGCUCACAAUAAACCUCUGCUAUCUCCUGGGUGGACUGUAGGCUGCUCUGUGGAAGUGAAGCUACAUAAGUAUAAAGAAGGCACUCAGGCGCAAAAUACUUUUUUUGUCGAGCUUUGGGACGUAGGCGGAUCCAAUGGCCAUAGAAAUACCAGGAAUGUGUUUUAUCAGCCGACGCAUGGUAUUAUUUUGGUACAUGACUUAACAAACAGAAAAAGUCAAAUUAACUUACAGAAAUGGUUAUCAGAAAUAUUAAAUCAAGACGGUCCAAGUCCUUUGCAGCAUGUAGACGUCGAUCCAGAACAGUUUUUGGGUUCUACUCAAAUUCCAAUACUUGUAAUUGGGACCAAAUUUGACAUGGCGGAGGAAAAACAAAAGAAGAAUCAAUAUAGAAGACUAGCCAGUAGCAUUGCAGAGCAGUGUGGGUCCGAUGAAAUAUUUGUCAACUGCCAUCAAUCCAGGUCCUUAGCUCCAGGAACAAGUAAUUCAGUGAAGUUGACUAGGUUUUUCGAUAAGGUAAUAGAACGGAGAUAUUAUUCGCGCAUCAGUCCUUUCCCGGACAAACGCAGACAGAUACCGUCGUACAUGAUGACUACUUCUACACCACUAUCCAGUAACAGACCACCUCAGUACUUGAGUCCCAGGUUUUACCACAUGGAUUGAUUUUUAUUGUGGUUCUGAUAUUUUUUUUUAUUCAUGCAGAGCUUUAAAUAACUUGUUUACAUUAUUUUAUAAGAGUUGUUGAUAACUAUCUAAACUAAAGUUGUAUCGAAUUGGAAAAUCGGUUCACAUAUUUAUUGAUCAUUCCAAAAUCAUAGUUAGUACAUACGAACCGAUUGGUAAUAUUUGUAAAUAAAUAAGUUGCUAAAGUUUAUAUAGCUAAAAGUCUUUUAACGAUCAACACCUAUCACAUUCAAGUUCUAUUUUUUACCAUAUCGGGCUGUUGUCGCCUUACUUGAGAAAAUUUAGCAAGAAAAAGACAUUUCGUGAUCAUAUCACAUAAUUUAUUGUAUAUGGUAUUUAAUUUAUAUAGCCCACACACGCACGUAGUCCACUUGCAAAGAAGCGUCUUGUCCGUCAUUCUGGUCCAGUCUCCAGGUCGGGAGCCAGUU
Molecule: messenger RNA, 1257 nt
Organism: Ostrinia furnacalis (Asian corn borer)
Lineage: Eukaryota; Metazoa; Arthropoda; Insecta; Lepidoptera; Crambidae
Product: rab-like protein 3
Exons: 6
Coding region: 71-808 (245 amino acids)
Molecular function (GO): GTP binding; GTPase activity
Source: RefSeq, a predicted model, not a curated record